AUGACCCUGCCUAAAAUGGACAAUCCUGGGAUUGGCCAGCUACAGGUCCCAGCAUUCGGGGAUAUAUCCCUUGAUUAUGAAAUGGAAACCAGUCAAAGGUUUGCUCAUGGUGCCCUGCCGAACCACCCACACAGGCGGGGUCGAGCUACCCGUUUGACUAUUACCGAACUGUUCAUCCUUCGUAUGAUUGAAAGAGUGUCGGAGAUACCAAGCUGGGAACAUGAUGUGUUCGACGACAAAGCGUUGGCUCAGUGGUAUGCAGAUGCGAUAUCUGAGUCGAGAUCAACAGAGCAAUUGAACCCAGAAGCUGACGCUGAUAUGGAUGUCGACAUUAAUUAUUUGUCACAGACGACAUGGGACUGGUGCAUUGCAGAGCUGCAGGACAAGGCAAAAGAUAUUCGAAAACAGAAGUUUGUCCUUACUCUAAAUGCCGAUUCGGGUGUCUGCAAAUCAGAUGAACUGGCUGGAGAACCACUGAAAAUUGAACUGAAAAAGGCGCUGGAAAAACAACUUCCCUGCAACCAACGAGGGGAAUUCCCAGAGGAAGAUUCGAGUCCGAUGCAUGAUCUGGUUGAUCCCUCAUUGUUCAUGCUGGUCGAUGGCUGGACUGCCGUGCUCAGUCAAGGAGGUCUUGUACCCAUGGCUGAUAGUGGUCUAGCAUAUCCGACUAUUGCAUCAAAGGCCAUUGUUGCACCAAUCUUAGAGCACCCACUCGAUAUAUUCACAGCGAAGUCAUCGAGCUACAGGAGAGCUUCUCGGCCAUAUGAUCACGAAACCCACCCUUUCUACCGUUGGUUCAACCGGUUUCAGUGGCUUCCAAGUGAAGUAGUAUUUACCAGCCAAGAAGCUUCCAGCACAGAAGUUCGCAUACCAUCAUACAUCAACAACCUUCACCCCCAAAACAAGCGAGCUUAUAUGGCAAUUGAAAUACUGAUUUCCUUGAGCUUGGACCCUUGA
Molecule: messenger RNA, 957 nt
Organism: Penicillium odoratum
Lineage: Eukaryota; Fungi; Ascomycota; Eurotiomycetes; Eurotiales; Aspergillaceae
Exons: 1
Coding region: 1-957 (318 amino acids)
Source: RefSeq, a predicted model, not a curated record